AUGGUUACGGAGGCAUACCCCUCUUCUACUAUCGGGGCUAAAUUUGUCCCUUCAGGGAAGGUUAUGCUACUCAUGCUAUUCCUCCUCCUUCCAAUACCAACUGUGAGUGCCGAGGAAAACAUUUAUCACUGCGGUGACCGCGUCAAGGCACUGGCAAAAAACGGUUCCCUUCCGCCCGGGGAUAUCUACACUGGCCCUGUAAGAGGUCUUCUGAGUAAGGCGCAGGGCACCGGAGAUCAGGUACUCCUCUUGACGGUUGCCGCCUGUGAGAAGCACUGCGGUAGUGCAUCGACAUUGAACCGGUGGGGAACAAGCUCGGAUACAAUCACGACAUGGGUACUCCCUCUGGUGAGCCUGCUUCUGCAGGCUCCCUUCGAGAGCAACAACUUCCAGCAGACUAUGCUUCUCGCCUUCCGCUGGGUGGGCUCGCCGAUUGUUUCCAUGAUGUAUAUUUUUUGGAACCUCAGGGUUACCAGGAAGUGCGCUAUUAUGGUUGA
This is a messenger RNA of Tuber aestivum (summer truffle), 497 nucleotides long. NCBI's taxonomy places the organism in Eukaryota, Fungi, Ascomycota, Pezizomycetes, Pezizales, Tuberaceae. The record is from the annotation of a GenBank genome assembly.